This is a messenger RNA of Owenia fusiformis, 404 nucleotides long. Lineage: Eukaryota; Metazoa; Annelida; Polychaeta; Sabellida; Oweniidae. The record is from the annotation of a GenBank genome assembly.
CACUUAGUGAGGGUCUCUACAAGUGCAAGAGUUUGACAGUUGCCACAUUGGUCCACCGUGAACUAGAGAAAACUCUUCCACCCACAAUGACGUGUGAUAUUGAGUCUACACAAUUAGGCCUCUUUGGUGAUGGGUUCAUCAAUUACAUUCCUAAAGAUGAACGUCACCGAAGAAAGACUUUUGUUACAUCAAGCGAAGACAAUAGCUGCCUCUAUCGAUCCAUUAGCCAAAUGAUGUAUGGGCAUGAUCGCACCUACCAUGCCCUGAGAGUUUGCUCUACAACAUGGGGUGCAGCUCAUUAAGAUGAACUCGUUACCAAGAUCUGUAGUGGCCUAGAAUCGUUGGAAGAUGUCCUUAGCUGGGCUACUACAAAUGCCAGCAGUUGCAGUAUCCCAAUAUACAGG